AUGGGUAGAAGGAAGCGAACGAAAUCUCAGGCUUCACCAAAUUUUCUGUUUGAACAACCUGGAAAAAGAUUAACUAUGUCAAACCAGAGUCCGGUGGCUACAUCCCCUAAUGGUAACUUUAUAGCACAAGUACCUGGAUACCAAGGUCAAUUUUUACCUCCACAUACCCAGUUUAUGACCCCACCUCAAUAUCAACAACAGUGUACACAAUCUUCAAUGCCUACAAUGCCCAUCAAUCAAGCAAUCAUGGAAAAGCUCGAGGCAAUGGACAAAAGAUUAAAUAAAUUGGAUAUUAUUGAAAGCCAGAUUAGCAACUUGACCCAGAAAAUGACCGUUAUAGAUCAGCGUGUUUCAUCGCUUGAGAGCAAAGUACAUGAACAAAACAGUAAAUUAACUGAAUUUGAAGUAAGUAGAAAUUUUGAUUCGCAAUCAAAUGAUGAGAUCAGGAAAAAACAAUGUGACAUUGACAAACAAGUGAAAUCUGGUCUAGAAUCAAAUAAAAAGGUGAUGUCUGAGUGUGAAUCAUUAAAGCAGGAAACCCAUAGAUUAUCAGAGGAAGUCAUCGAUUUGCAGUCAAGGUCCAUGCGUGAUAAUUUACUUUUCUUUAACUUUGAUGAAGACAUAAGCGCAGAGGCCCGUAAAAAUGAAGACUGCUGCAGUAAAAUUUACACAUUCUGUAAAAAUGAUUUAGGUAUGGCUGACGCGCAAACUAGGAUUCAAAUAGAUAGGGCGCAUCGUAUUGGAAAAUUUACACCGGGCAAAAAGAGACCCAUUGUAGCUAAAUUUAACCAUACUCCGGACAAAAUUGAAGUUAAACAGAAAGUGUUGGAAAGAAAGGAUGCCAUAUCUAUAAGGUGUAGUGAUCAAUACCCUAAAGUGAUUCAGGAUCGUAGGAAAAAACUUAUACCAGAACUGAUUAAGGCCAGGGAUGAAAACAAGGAAGCAGUUCUUCGUUAUGACAAACUGUACAUUAAUGGUAGUUUGUUCCGGGAAACACCACUUGGCGACAUCUAG
This is a messenger RNA of Mercenaria mercenaria, 1014 nucleotides long. RefSeq lists its product as uncharacterized. NCBI's taxonomy places the organism in Eukaryota, Metazoa, Mollusca, Bivalvia, Venerida, Veneridae. The transcript has a single exon. Bases 1 to 1014 code for a protein of 337 amino acids. The record is from RefSeq and is a predicted model, not a curated record.